Siniperca chuatsi (mandarin fish) is the source of this 1452-nucleotide messenger RNA. RefSeq lists its product as uncharacterized. Gene Ontology annotation, cellular component: extracellular region. Lineage: Eukaryota; Metazoa; Chordata; Actinopteri; Centrarchiformes; Sinipercidae. The transcript has 6 exons. The record is from RefSeq and is a predicted model, not a curated record. Gene Ontology annotation, biological process: proteolysis. Bases 14 to 1144 code for a protein of 376 amino acids. Gene Ontology annotation, molecular function: protein binding.
GCUCUAUAAAGUAAUGUACUAUGAAGACUGCUGUUCGCAUUUCCCUACCCGCCUUCCCAAUACAUUUUGGAAAGCGACAAGCCCUCAUUUACUGGAUGCCAUGGCACAGUUCAUCCAUCUAUCACUGCUGCUGGCAACAAUCCAGCUGCCUUUGGUUUCAGUAACAACAUGCCUACUAGAGGGACACAAUGUUACUUGCGAAUGUCUUCCACCACAGCCCAUUGCACACUGUUGCAGAUAUGCACAAAAUAUGUGGGAAUGUGUUCCUGGUUCCGGCCUCCUCGGAGUCACAGUGACAGUGACCGACAAGUCAAUGACCAUUAACAACCUUAAGCUAGAAGACAGCAGGAAGUGCAUCUACUUUAAAGCUUGGUGCUCUCACCAAAACCUAACCCAAGCUAACUGGUAUCUGUAUCUGAACGUAACAAGAGAUUGUACAGACUCGGAUCUCCCUGAUGUUGACUUUUUAUUAGGUCAACACCAGAAACAAAAAGAUCAGACUACUGAAGCUGGCUGUAGGAAACUCUGUACUGAAGAUCCCACCUGCCAAUACUUCACAUUGCAUAAAAGAAAUAACAAAUGUUUCCUGAUGGUAUCAACUGAUAACGUGGUGAUAACACUUAAUAAAGACACUGUCUCAGGGUACCCUCUUACGAACGGCUGCAGUGACAUAAAUGGUCUCCAGUUCCACCAGGAAGCCAAAAGCUGGAUUGAUGCUCUGGAGCACUGCCGCAGCCAGAACUCCACUCUGGUUCAAAUCACCAACCAGACAGUGCAGGAGGCAGUGAACUCUCUCCUGCAAAAUAAGACAGACAGGAUGCAGGAUGGGGUGUGGAUCGGCCUGGAGCGGUCCAUCUUUGGCAACAUAGUCCCCUGGUUGUGGAUUUCAGGGUCAGAAGCUGCUUACUUUGCAUGGAACAGCAGCUUUCCUGUCGACCGCUUAAACAACCACUGUGGAAAGAUCAUCCACGUUAAGGAGUCAGAAUUCAAGGGGCUGGACGCCAACUGCCACAAUAAGCUACCUUUCAUCUGCCAAAGUAAGCUGCUGUUUUUGUUUAAGGCUCAAUCUGGCAUGAAAUUGUUAUCAAACGUUGUCUUUUUUUCCCUAUUUCCAGGUUUGAAUGAAAGGCUUUGCAAUAAAUGAUGUCACUGCUUGAGACCAAGACAUAUCACCUGAAAACUGUUUAGGAUUUCCAGGUUGACAGCAGAUCCUACAUAAAGACUGCACGGCGUUCUGGAAACUAAACAAGUCAUUCCACUAUUCCUUUGAUAAUCAUCUUCACUGAAUAUUGGCUACUGAUUUUUGCAUUCGCUUUUUUAUUGCACUUGUACUCCCUUUCUAAUAACUGACUGAUUUGUUUUCUUUCCCUGUAAAACCAAUAUGCAAGUCUUGUAAGUAAUGUAAUGCAAGCACUUGUUCAUUAUCAGUCAUCCAAUAAAUAAUUUCACCUA